Messenger RNA from Bactrocera tryoni, 2893 nucleotides. RefSeq names its product GPI ethanolamine phosphate transferase 1 (gene PIG-N). Gene Ontology annotation, biological process: GPI anchor biosynthetic process. The transcript has 3 exons. The record is from RefSeq and is a predicted model, not a curated record. NCBI's taxonomy places the organism in Eukaryota, Metazoa, Arthropoda, Insecta, Diptera, Tephritidae. Gene Ontology annotation, molecular function: mannose-ethanolamine phosphotransferase activity. Gene Ontology annotation, cellular component: endoplasmic reticulum membrane. The coding region runs from base 163 to 2823 and encodes 886 amino acids.
UUCUGAUUGCUAUAAAACAUUAAUCCGGUUUGUUACUAAAUUUGUGAAUAAAAACAAGCAAUGAGGCGUAAAAAUAAUAAAAUAAAUUCAAUUAGAUAUUAAUACGAAAUCAAUUGAUUGUGUGCAGCGUUUAAACAAUAACUACCCCUUUAAAACUUAAAAAUGUGGAUAAUCAACGCGAUUGUGGUGCAUUUAUUAUUACUUGGCUCCAUAUUUGUUAUAUAUUUUCGUUCACCAAUCAUAGCUGGUUUGCAGCCGCAAAAGCCAAUACAUUUGGAAGCGCCUGCAAAACGACUAGUGCUCAUUGUGACUGAUGGUUUGCGUGCAGAAUCGUUUUUUCGUAAUGGCUGUGAAGACAUACCAAAUUUAAGUAAAUUAAUAUUAAAAACAAAUGGUUUGGUGGGCAUUUCACAUACGCGUGUACCAACUGAAUCAAGACCCGGUCAUAUAGCGCUCAUCGCUGGUCUAUAUGAAGAUCCAUCGGCUGUAACACGCGGUUGGAAACGUAAUCCUGUCGAUUUUGACACCGUAUUCAAUCGCAGUCGGCAUACAUACGCUUGGGGCGCUGCAGAUGUGCUGCAUAUAUUUUCACGUAUGGGUGGCAUAGAGAGUGAGCAAAGGCUACUUAUUGACGCAUAUGACCACGAACUGGAUUUCUCUGGUCGUGAUAAAACCUAUGAAUUAGAUGACUGGGUAUUUGAACGUGUGCGCCAACUACUCGCACGCAAGCGCGUGGAGCUACGUGAGCAGAAGCAAAUUAUUUUCUUUUUACAUUUGUUGGGCUUAGAUACGGCUGGGCAUGUGCAUAAGCCUGGAACGCCAAAUUUCUUAGAAAAUUUGCAUCGCACUGAACGAGGUAUAACGGAGUUAUAUGAGGAGUUCGAGAGCGUAUUUCCAGAUAACCGCACUGCUUAUGUGUUGACUUCUGAUCAUGGCAUGACAAAUGCGGGAUCGCAUGGCUCCAGUGACGCAUUUGAGACUGAAACACCGUUCUUCCUUUGGGGCGCCGGUGUUACUAACGAUAUUAGCUGUGAAAAUAAAUAUAAGAUUGGCGACGACAUCACGCGUCCCCGCUGUAACAUGCAACAAGCGCAAAUAGCUCCAAUUAUGUCAGCUUUAAUUGGCAUUGCGCCACCAUUGAAUAACGUUGGUAUACUACCGUUACAAUACUUAAAUGCUACGCCCGAAUAUAAAUCGCACGCGGCGCACAGCAAUGCUUUGCAGCUUUUAGCACAAUUUCAAGCGCUUUUGACUGCACAUCAGCGUGGACUCUUCUCAGGUUAUCUAUUAGGUUACAAUGAACUCAAUGAAGCAGUUAUUGCACAAUAUUUAGUGCAUACAGAAAAGUAUAUGCGAAAUGGUCAAUAUGAGGAUGCAAUUAACGGCAGUUAUAACAUAAUGCAGCUUGCUUUAAAAGGCAUCGAGUAUUAUCAGGGUUAUUAUCGACGUCCAUUGCAGCUUAGCACCACAGCCACGUUUAUAUGUUGGAUUAUCUAUUGUCUACAAUUGCUACUAGGACAACAACAAAUGAUGAAGCGUUCUCAAGCCCGCUUAACGGUAACAUUUAAGCAAAAGCUGGGUCUACUUGUCACCUGCGUGUUGCUGCUAUUGCAGCGUGUGCCAUUGGUGAUAGCGUUUUAUCUGCUGCUACCGUUACUAGUGUGGCUGUUGUUAGUGCAGAAGCAAGGCAUCUCUUUACUGCCACUCCUGCGUGCUAUGCCGCUAAUACAAUUGUUGGCCUUAGUUUUGUGCGCCGAAUUGUUUGUCUACAGUUUCUUUGAGCGCAAACUUAUUUCCCUAAGUUUUCUCAUUUACUCAGUAUUUAUUAAUUUACGCGCUUUUCCAGCUAAAAAUGUCAAGUUUUACAUAUGGCUUGUGUUAAGCUUAAUUUUGGCUACAUUUCCGCUGCUGCCGCCAACUCUUGGCUACACAAACACAUGGUUGCUGCUGCUCGGCAUGUGCGUCACGUUGCUGCGCCCAUUUGCCGUUAAGUCACACAUCCAUUGGCAUAUAAAAGUGCCAGCGUUGGUGUGCUUAAUCAACGCUUUGCUUGUCAGUUACUGGCAUGCGCAACAAAGCGGUGUACCAUUCAUAUCGCACGCACUCUCCUGGUGUUUUCUGUUGUAUGUUUUUGCUUUAAUUACUUUUCAUCGAACGUCCGUUUUGAAGCAACGCAUUGAGCUUCUAUUUUUCCUUUUAACCUCCCUGUACACUUUACUCUGCACAUCCUAUGAAUCGCUUUUCAUUGUAAUGCUUUCUUCAGAGUUGAUGCUCACACUGGCCGUGCAGCCCAUGCAACUGCCUUUAUCACGCAGGCUAAGUGACUCCCAACCGCAAAGUCGGAAAGGACAGCCGCUGGGCGUCAACUCACCACAGCAAUUGCAAGCGGCGCUCAAGUUGUCCUUCACCAUAUUACUCUAUACACUCUUCUCCUUUUUCGGCACCGGCAACAUUGCAUCGGUCAGCUCCUUCGAUCCGAAUAUUGUGCGCUGCUUUUUGAGCACUUUCGCGCCUUUCAUUAUUAUGGCAUUGGUCAUAUUGAAAUUAGUCAUUCCAGUUGUGUUGAAUAUAACAAUUAUUUAUGGCAUGUCGUCAUUCGCACGCGCCAAUGAGCAGGCCAUCUUCAUUUGUCUGCUGCUAAUCUGUGAUGUGAUGGGUUUGAAUUUUCUAUUUUUGGUUAGAAAUGAAGGCUCAUGGCUGGAAAUUGGCACAUCGAUUUCGCACUUUGUCAUUAUGGAGGUGACCACAGUGGUGCUGGUGAUUUUCACAUAUUUCGCCAAAUUGUUGUUGCGUUUAAAUGAAAAGGUGCAAAAUGUGGAGUAGGAGAUAAUUUAAGUAGUAUUAUUUAUGUAAAAAAAAUAUGUACAUAAUUAUUGUUUUUUAUGUUGUUAUU